Molecule: messenger RNA, 690 nt
Organism: Haemonchus placei
Lineage: Eukaryota; Metazoa; Nematoda; Chromadorea; Rhabditida; Trichostrongylidae
Source: the annotation of a GenBank genome assembly
AUGGUGCUGCUCGGCUUGAAGCCAGGACAAUGUGAAGUAAGUCUCCCGAAAUCGGUCGACGACGAUGGUUCAUCGGAUACCGACGACGAGCUGGACGAGGAGGAAGAUGCAACUUCAGACGGCAUAGUGCUGUUCGUCUCAUUUGUCAUCUAUAUUGUCAUCGGAUCCGUAGCCAUUGCCACUUAUGAGCCAAAUAUGGGUGUAUUUGAGGCUAUUUAUUUCAAUUUUGUUACAUUAACGACGAUAGGCCUUGGCGACUUGGUACCACAAAGCGAUACAUAUCUAAUAAUUACGUUGGUCUAUUGCACAGUCGGAUUGGCGUUGACAACGAUCGCCAUUGAGAUUGCAGCCGAUACAUUAAAGAAAUUGCACUACUUUGGACGGAAGAUGGAAAAUGUCGCAAAUGUACAAGUGUGGUUCGGCGGUAAAAAAAUUUCUAUGAAAGCGUUGGUGAAAAAUCUCGGAGAUCAGUUUAAUGUACCGAUUGACGAGAUAGACACGCUGAACUUGGAGCAAUUCGUCGAUAACGCCAUCAAAGUCCAGGAAGGAGAACUGGCGACUCUGCGGGUUGACAAAGGCUGGAUGAAAUCGAACUAUUGGCGUGCAAUCGAAUCCGGUACUAUGCACUAUGUCGACGAUGACGAUCUGGUCACACUACAAAGCAAUCGUAACUAUUAUUCUGAAUUCUAG